AUGGGAAUGGAAAUCGAUGUUCGUACCGAGCGCGUCGAGAAAGGAUUGGAGAGAAUGGGCGGGUUAUUAGUUCCCUCGCUGACUGAUGCGGUCAAGCAAGAUCUACAACACCCGUCCAAAUGCUCAUCCGCAACCGUGACAACCUUACGCCAGCUGCUUACGGGCGAUAUCAACGAUGAAAAGCCAGGUGGAAUAAAACCAACGAAGCGCGUAGCAACAAAUAAAACGUCCUCAAAAUCUGGCAGGACUGUCAAAAUCCGAGCUACUUCAAACAGUUCUGUGCCUCCGCCAUCGACGAACGAAACAAACGCGACCAUCCUAUCAAAGCAUGAGAAGCUGGUGCUCGCGACAGAGGUGUUUAAUAUCGCGUCAAAAUUACUCUCCGAGCAUAUAAAGAAACUGUCAGCGUCUCGACGUAUUAAGACGUCUGGGGAAAAUGGAAAACAGGCAGAGAGAAACGGUAGCCUGUCAAAAACGCCGCUGCAGCCAUCAUCACCCAACCCAAGGAUCCGACCAUUAGACAAUUCAAAGGAUACUUCAGAGGAAUGCACCAAAUCCAAGGGGAAAUGCCGAAUUAAUAUAAUUGCCGAAUGUGCUAUGCUUUCCCUGGAGACACUUCGUGACAUACGGAUCUCUGAGAACAGCUUCGACCCGAGCAAUCUUCAUCUCGGCCAGGGUAUAAAUAUUUUGGUUGGGAAGCUUCUGGUUGCCGGGUUACAUGACUUAGCUAUUAAAGGGCUAUGGAUGCUAAAGUUCACCAUUCAGAUUGCUAUUGAAGCCGAACGGACAAAAAGGGACCAUGGAUUAGAUAAAAAGUACUUGAUUCCUCAGAAUGCCUCGCUGGAAUCACUUUUGGAAUUUUGCAGCCUCCCAGAAAAUGGCCCCCUUCUACAGCUCCUUAUAUCGUUUCAAGCAUAUGCCCUCAAAGUCCUCAUCGCUGAAGGGAACCUCAGCACAAGCCAUAAAGUCAUUCAGCAACUAAGGUUAGGGAAUCCUUCUAGCCCUGCUAAUGCAAUUCUUACGGCACAUAAUAUGGGAAGUAUCUCGGACGAUAAAGCAGCCCAGCAACUUCAAUCACACUCCCAAAGCAUCCUUACCCUUUCUAUCAUACUCUCCCCCGCGGAGGACCGCCCAUCCGCCCGCUCAGUCAACCUGACAGUACCAUUACUGCUACAGUUCCUUGCAUUAGAAGUUCGCUGUAUCUGGUGGAAAUUAUCCGGUCAUAAUUGCGACCAAAACAAGGAACUUUGGGGCCCUCUUUCUCGAUUCAUUACUACAUAUGUCCGAAGAUGCCCAAAUUCAAAAAAGCAUGAAUUUGAUAGCAUUCAAGACGCGUUUAGGCAGCUGAAAGCACGGUUAGAGUCAAAUGGAUACAUCGAAGGUGACGGACACAAAUUCUCGUCCAUGGCUACGAUUGCAAAGACACUUAGCCAAAUAGCUUAUAGCGCUGGUCGCUUAGAAAUUGCAGCUGAACUCUGUGAAGCUUCUUCCACAUCUCUCACCAAUGGACGGCCGCUGCAACGCGCAAUCUGCCAAUGCCGAAGAGCCAUGUUGAAAGUUGAAUCGCUGAAAUCACGGUCUAUCUCGGAGUCCCAGGCUUUAAAAGCAAUUACUGAAGCUGCAAAUGAUUUGACCGCUUCCAUGAAAGGAAACCAAACUGAAUUGGAUGAACUUCUUAUGGAGAGUGCUUUACUCAAAAAGGCGGUUAUGAAAUAUUUCUCUCAAGCAGAAACACAUUCUAAAGAACAGCCAAGUGGUUCAGCCGAUACCAAAUGCUAUGACUCAGUCCUAGUUUAUGUAACAAGUUUCCUUCGCUUCCUUGUACGCUACUUAACGCCAGCAGUUCACGCUUCUCAGAACGAUGAUGUAUAUGCAGUAUCUCAGUGCCUACAGAAAUCAGGGAAUAUUGUUCUGGCUGCAAUAGAUUCAGGGAUUGCCCUCGGAAAACUUUCAUCUGGGGGAACUUGGCUAGCAUGGUCAAAGGUUGAGCCUCUCCUUCCCGGAUGUGUUUCGCUCAGUCAGCUACUCCGAAAACUCGGAUCCUUUUGUGAGCCAGAGAACUGCAUGUCGGCGGAUGCGUCCGUUAGGUUACUAAGGAUUUCGAACUUAUACUGGGCUACCUAUCUACGGUAUAAAGACUUGGGGAAAGACCCAGCUGAACUGCUGCUGCCCGUGGAACAAGCUACAAGUAUCUUGACACAUUGUACUCUUAAAGAACAAAUAUCGGGGCUGAUUGCGAUCAAGUUCGAGAGGCAGGCAAUGUUGUAUUCAGAAAUUGGGAAAGUCAAACAAUCAUCCACGGCUUAUAUUUCCGCGAUACGUGCCCAUCUUGAAGCCGGAGUACUAGAAAAUGCUAGUCGAUUAGCCUUGAAACAACACCGGCGUCAUAUUUGGAAAGACCCUAAAGGGCCUGCAUAUGCAUUGGGCCGGGUAAUUAGUUGCUAUAUCAAGGACCAAGUCAAACAUGAUUCGCGGUCAAACCCGAUCAUAUAUGAUAAUCAAGAGCUCGAAUCAUGCCAAAGAGCAAUGUUGCUUGAGCAACAGGCAAGCAUUCUAAUGGGUAUAUCAGGAUCGGCCACGUCAUCUUCAAUUAUUGAAACCCUAUCGUCAUUGAUAUCCACUAUUCUCUCUUUAUUACCCUUGGAAACCUACCCGAUCCGCCGGACAAUAGUGAUACAUCAAACCUUGCGGUUUUUACUAGAACAUAAUCCCACUUUUGAGAAGCCAUUUUCUGAAUUUAUAUUGAAUGAAGCAACCCAAUGCUUAUCUUCUUCUAUCGCCCCCUGCGAAGACAAACACUUGAUUCUACUUCGAGAUGAUCUCCAGGCGUCACUAAUGGUCUCUGUGGCAUUUUAUUCAGGUGUUCCAUCCAUAGAGAUCCUUGAGAACGCCAUUCAGACUUGGAUCGUCGUUCUUCAAGGCUGUGGAUCCUGGGAGGCUGUUGAAACACGGGUAGGAGACCCUCUUGCUCUAAUGCUUCAAUUACGAAGCCUAUCCGAUUAUCUGGAAGUUCGAGGGCUGUGGAAACUUAGAGUAUCUGCUCUCGCUACCAUUAGCCAACUCCUUGCUUUGCAAAAAAAGGCCGACUUUUCUAUGACGGUUGCUUGCUAUUCCUCUAUGGCGCUACAGUACUGCCGACUAGGGUACUCGGACAAAGCCGAGCACAUACUUACUAAAGCCAAAGUUAUAACAAAGGAGCAUGAGAUUGCUUCUCAUGUCUUACUUUGCUGGCACCUUAGCUUUGCAGAACAUAGCUUUGAAAUAGGGAACUACUCAAAGAGUAUCGAAUGUAUAGUUCAGGCUAAGCCGUUAUUUGACCGCAUUUCGGCUGAACUAUCGAAGGAAAGUUUCCAAACGAGGGCACUGGUUGAGCGUUUAGCGGUAGAUGCUGCAACCAUAUUGUCGAGAUCGUAUUCCGCAAACGGAGAUCCCAACGAAGCUACUUACUAUGCGAAACGGGCUGUCAAGCUCAGCAGCCGGCUAUGGGCUCGGCUAGAGAAAUAUGCGGAAACUAAGUUAGAAAAACAUUGCAAAAGUAAGGCCGCCGCUGACCCAAAUUCCCUCGCAGACGGAAUAUCCGCCCUCAACAUAUCUUCAAGUGUUAGUAAAACAUCAUAUUGUCACUUCGAGGGUUCCGUUUACUGGCCAUACUUGUUUUCUCACGUUGCGGCAUUAUUGCAAUUAUCACGGAUAUCAGAUCAUAACGGCCUUUUUCAAGAUGCCGUUUACCAUGGAGAACAAGCAAUAGCAGCCUGUGAUGCAAUUGGUGCUCAUUCACUCAUGGCCCUCGUUAAAGCUGAGCUAGGUGAUCGUUUUAUACGAGGAGGCCGCACACAUAAAGGAGCUGAGCUCCUCGCGGAGGUACAUAAUGUAUCCCAGACGGUUCCUGAUUCUAUCCACUCCAUUUCACUUAAUAUGCAUAUGACCUCCCUCUACGUCUAUCAAGAGGAGGUUGAAAGUGCUUACCGCAUCGUUUGCGAUUCAAUAAAUGGCCUCUUGACGAUAGCACGGGCCAGCACCAUGGAUUCCCUAGACCCCUUUAUUGACCCUAUGAAGGAAAUAGUGAAACAAUCGAGGGAUAUGGAUAUCAGCUCUCCAAAAAGGUCUAAUGCUCCUGCAGCAACUCGCACACUUCGCUCCCGUAGUGUGAGAAAACCGCAAACAAAGUCAGUUACCCGGUCGAAGAUCUAUAUUCCCGUUGGAUCAGAGGCUACUCAACAGCGGACAAUCUUUACGUUACUACAUAGCAGCCUUCUCCAGAAGCAGGCCAUGCUCUUACUCUCCUCUCAACAGUUUGGGCAGGUAAUUGGCUUACUCGACCAAGCAGAGAAGAUGUCGACAACAGAAACGGCGACCUCUAGCCAUCGCCUUUGCAAAGUACAUUAUAUGCUUAGAGUAGCGGCGCAGCAGCUAUCCGGCCACUCUGUCUUCUGUGUUCUCCCUGAGUCAACCAUCUCACUCCCAUCUCUCUGUUCUAGUGGCGAAGUUUCAAAAGAAUCGUCAAGGUCCAGGUCAAGGACUGGAAGAUCUGCAACGAAAAAGGCGAAAUCCGUUCUGCAUUCAGAAUGUGACUUCUCAGAAACCCUGUCCGCUGCGAGCCACAUUCUUAGAGAAAUUUCCUCACCUAUAUCUCGGCACGGAUCUAGUAAGGACGGCCACGAGGCUUCAUAUCUUCGGAGCCGAACAUCAAUGCUAGCCUUUGCAACGGGAUCGGCGUGUAGUGCCGAUGUAGAUCCAUCCAUUGUCGCACAUUCUAUAGAGCUCGGCCGCAAUUCUUCCUUUUUACGAGAGCACCUAUGCAUCGUCUCUGAUAAAGAACUGUCUAGCCAGAUAGGCCGUUUGGAUUGGCCUGCUCCUCCAUCAGCGGACUUGAGUAUAGCAACCAUGGAAGAAGGCAGCUUCAUGGAAUCCUAUGUUAAUAUUCUACCUGAGGAGUGGGAUGUUAUAUCAAUAACUCUCUGUCCAAGUCAGGAUGAAUUUAUCAUAUCCAAGUUGCGGUCGGGGCAGCAUCCACUCAUUUUGCGUCUACCCCUUAAGCGAGGAGGCGAGGAUGACAUGGACGAGGAAACUUUUAGUUUCCAGGAGGGUAAGGCGGAGUUAUUGGAAAUUAUCCGCCUUGCUAAUGCGAGCGCCCAUAAUACUGGAUCAUAUGUUGGCAAAAAAGAAAAGAAAGAAUGGUGGGCAAACAGAGAAAACCUAGAUAAACAACUGGGAGACCUUUUACAAAAUAUCGAGACCGUAUGGUUCGGAGGUUUCCGUGGCAUAUUUUCUCAAAUUCCUAGAAACGAUGCGCUUCUUGGGAAAUUUAUAAGCGCAUUCAGCAAAAUUCUUGACAAACAUCUUCCGUCAAGAAAAGAGAAACGAGGGAAGGCCAAAAUUGACCAUCCAGCCUUUGACCCAUGGGUAAUGGAAUUAUUCGUUAAUAUUGGCAGUCUCGAUGAUGAAAUGAACCCAGAAGAUGCUGUUAUGGAUUUACUAUACUUUAUCGUUGAUAUUCUUCAGUUCCGUGGGGAGACAAAUGCUUAUGAUGAAAUAGAUUUUGACAUGAUGGUUGUGGAAACGCUUGACGCUUUACACCGUUAUGCGGACGAGUAUAAAUGGGAGCACACUCCAGCUCCAUCCCGGCAUACAAUCCUAGUGCUUGACAAAUCUCUCCAUGCAUUUCCUUGGGAAUCUAUGCAGUGUCUGCGGCAUUCUUCAGUUUCACGUAUGCCUUCACUUCACAGCGUACGAGAUCAGAUUUUGCGAUUUAAAAAUCAGGAAAUCCCUGACAACGGUCAAUUUGGGUUCUAUGCCGAUCGAAAUAGUGGAACGUAUCUGCUAAAUCCUGCUGGUGACCUCAAGUCUACAGAAACCGCCUUCAGAGCGCCACUGUCAGCUUUAAAAGGUUGGACAGGCCGAAUGAAUACGGCGCCAACAGAAGAGGAAUUCGAGACCUCGUUGCUGAGCAAGGAUAUUAUGCUCUACUUUGGGCAUGGUAGUGGAGCUCAGUAUAUCCGUGGCCGAACAAUUCGAAGGCUAGAGAGAUGUGCCGUCACCUUCCUCAUGGGAUGUAGCAGCGGCGCAAUGACAGAGGCCGGCGAUUUCGAGCCUUAUGGAACACCAUGGAACUACAUGCAUGCUAGAUCCCCUGCCUUAGUAGCAACUCUCUGGGAUGUUACGGACAAGGAUAUUGAUCGCUUCGCUACAUCAGUGUUCGAGCAAUGGGGCCUUUUACCGGCUUCAGCCCCAACUCCCAAAAUGCCCAAACACACCGGCCAAGUGUGCCUAGAUACAGCUGUAGCUGACUCCCGGGACUCUUGUAUACUUAAAUACCUGAACGGAGCAGCGCCUGUCGUGUAUGGAGUUCCAGUAUUUUUAAAAUAA
Molecule: messenger RNA, 6366 nt
Organism: Microsporum canis CBS 113480
Lineage: Eukaryota; Fungi; Ascomycota; Eurotiomycetes; Onygenales; Arthrodermataceae
Product: cell division-associated protein bimb
Exons: 4
Coding region: 1-6366 (2121 amino acids)
Biological process (GO): proteolysis; meiotic chromosome separation
Cellular component (GO): centrosome; nucleus; mitotic spindle
Molecular function (GO): cysteine-type endopeptidase activity; protein binding
Source: RefSeq, a predicted model, not a curated record